AUGGGAGCGUUCGAGGAACAUCUCUAUCACGUAUUCGCUGCCUGCGACGAGCAGAAGACCGGAUACAUCGACCGAAGCACAUUUCGGCGACUCUGCGAUCCGGUCCGGAUGACGGACGACGAGUUUGAUUUCAUUUUCUGCGAUCUGGACGCGGAUAAAGAUGGCCGCAUCAGCAUACAAGAGUUCGUCUGCGGCUUUCGCUCGGUUCCUCUGUGCCUUACCGACGACUCGGGGAUGGACGCUAACGAUGGAGAUGAGAUGCCGACCGACAUGAGCGACGACCAGACGACUCCACGCAUGGCGACACGUUACCGUCGGCUCAGCGACGAAGCGCACUCACGCACCAACAUCGUGCCAGACAGCCGUACGCUUGAUAUCGCCGUGACGGGCAUUAGCACUGCCGGUGCACGGUCAAGCAAUGCGCGGGACGCGCGGCAGUUCGCUCGAUCAGAGCGACCAUGUAGCACGAACAGCACCGCGCCGUCACACGCCCAUUCUUCGUCACCACGAGACACGGCCGAAGCCGACGGAGAGCGAGCUGAACGGAGAACGCCAUGCUGCCAUGCAGACGUCGACGUUAGCUGUGGGACAUCGCCGAGAACUAAACGCGGCACGAUUAUACGGAGAAGUCAGCGCACGAAGCGCGACAAACUGCGCGACGGCAUUCCGACACGCAGCGGCUCGUUUAGACGAUAUUAUAUUGCCGACGCGCAGAAAGCGUGGGACGCGUUCGUAGCAGACGCACUCCACAAUGAAUGGGGCGAGAGCAUGCCGAUUCCACGCCAGGAGGAUGUGUGCGAGCUCUAUCAACAACUGCAUUCACGUGGCUCACCAAAGCUGCUCAGUCUAUUUGAGGACAUUAUCGUCAAUGUCAUAUCUGAUUUACAUAUAGCAAAGGGUGAGAAGGAAAGACUUGAACAGCAAUAUAACAAAGAGAAGGACCAACACAGCGCUCACCUCCGCACGUUAGAAGAUGAGAUUGAGUGUCAAGUUCAAAAAACCGAACACAGAAUUAAGACAGAAGAAAAAAAGCGAGCGGAAACAGAACUGUUUCUUCUAGAGGAAGAGCUGAAGCAAGAGAUAAAAGAACUGCAAUUAAAGCUGAAACGCUAUCAACAGACGGAAGCCAAGAUGAAUGCGGAUAAAGAUAAAGCGAAACUACAAACGCUGGAGUUAAAGAAUAGGGCCUCCGUGCUGACAGACGAGAACAAAACACUGCGAACGAAGAUAGCGGAAAGUCAAACGAAUCUGACCACGUUACACAGCGAACUCGCUCAACAGCAGAUUCAACAUGAUGACUGCCAAGAACAACUGCUCGUUGAACGACAACAACUUCAAGAAGUGGUGGGCGAACAACAGAGCCUUUUAAACCAAAUCCAAAUGCUCCAUGAGUCUAAUCGCCGUCUGCAGGACGUGAACGACGAUCUACGAUCGACGAUGGAGCUGCAUAAAAAAGACACGCAAAACAAGAUGCGCAGAUCGAUCAGACGCCGUACAACAUUGCCACUACACGCCAGCUUACCGCUACCGAGACUGGUCGAAGACGUGGCGUCGCCGUCGCCACAGCGCAGGUUGAAACGGUCAUCGGACAACCCCGACGCCCGCUCGUUGAACUCUGACAUCGCGGAAGAAUUGGAAGAAGAUGAGACAGAAAAAGCAAACUCGACAGACUCUGAAGGUGAAUCAAUGGGGAGUGUCGGGCCGUGUUCGCUGUCAGAGGAGCUGUCUCACGCCGUCAGCUCGUCGUGCCGGGUCACCGAGUGGAACGAGACUCACCACAACGCCAGCAGCGUUGAAGAGCUCGCUGAUAGCGGCAUUUCAACGUUGAGAGGAAGCGAAUCGUCCGGCUCGCCUGGAUCACAGGAUCUCUCCUAUAAUCCUCUGACAAACGCUCAUAUCCAGCCGCAGUUGAAGUUCGAGCCAGAACGAAUGUACAAGCUCGUGUUAGCUGGAGACGCAGCUGUCGGCAAAUCGAGUUUCAUCCAGCGUUUCUGCCAGGACCGGUUCAAUCCCAAUAUACACUCAACAUUAGGUGUGGACUUUCAAAUGAGAUCGCUAGAAGUUGACGGACGCAAAGUCGCACUGCAGUUGUGGGACACCGCUGGUCAAGAAAGAUUUAGGAGUAUAGCAAAAUCAUACUUCAGACGAGCGGACGGUGUCUUAAUGCUAUAUGACGUCACGUACGAGCGAUCGUUCCUGAACGUACGGGAGUGGGUGGACACUGUAACUUCCAGUGCUUCCCAAGAAAUACCAAUAAUGCUUUGUGGCAAUAAGACGGAUUUACGAGAUGCCCUGAUUCAGAAAGGGAGCAAUGUUGUGAUGGAAGCAGACGGCAAACAAUUGGCACGGGAACAUGGCACAUUUUUCAUUGAGACGAGUGCAAAAGACGGAUCAAACGUGGAAGAGGCCGUACUUGAGUUGGCUAGGCAACUAUGUGCCAAUGAAGACAUCGAUGUCAAAAGUUCAGGGAUUACACUCAGAGAGGGGGCUGGCAAGAAAAAAGGGAAAUGUAGUUGCUAAACAUACAUAUUCGUAUCCGCGGUUUGCUGUUAUGUACACGGUUGCUUAUGAACAUUAUUAUCAGGAGUGAAUAUAAACAAACAAUUCACUCGUUAUAUAUAUUAUUUUAUUUCUAUAUUUAUUCAAUUAAAUAACUUUGUAAUUAGAUUGGCUUAAAAAUAGAUUGGCUUGUAAGCAAUCUUCUUAAAAUUAUCUCCGAGAAAUUUAACCUACAUCUUGCACUGAAGAUGACAAUGUAGCAACUACAACUUUAAAGCGUCAAUAAACCAUAUAGACCGCAAUGCAACAAGCCAAAAGAGCUAUAUUUAUUGAAUUUUGUGACCACCAUCUGGCAAAUACCUGAAAUGUUCACAUAGCUGAGGAAAAAUAUAAGGAAUAAACACACAAAGUCGUAAAGUGUGGAACUUUAAUUUCUGAACGGUAACGUCCCACAGCUAGGUGGCGCAACGGUAACGUCCUGCAGGCCGCAGCUAGCACACACGCACGCGCGCGCGCACACACACACACACACACACACACACACACACACACACACACACACACACACACACACAUUUUUUGUUCCUUCUUCGAUCCGUAUUUAUAAUCGGACAUGUACGCAGAGUAUUUUUUGUACUUUCCAGAACAUGUCAUUGAAGAAAGAAAGAAAUAGGAUACAUUAAUGUUUAAUUUAAUUCUUAAAUCUUAAAAUGCUUGGAAAUAAAACAAAAUAAUUUUUUUCUAUAUAUUAAUAUUAUAUGUGUAGGCUACUGCAAAUGUGCGGUAUAUGUUGUGUUGAUAUACGGUUAUGUUAUCUGUGUAAAAAUGUGAGGAAAACAAAUUUCCAUCUGGACAAUAAAAUUGAAUUUGAACAUA
Messenger RNA from Priapulus caudatus, 3375 nucleotides. Its product is annotated as ras and EF-hand domain-containing protein-like. The transcript has 16 exons. The coding region runs from base 1 to 2520 and encodes 839 amino acids. Lineage: Eukaryota; Metazoa; Priapulida; Priapulimorpha; Priapulimorphida; Priapulidae. Gene Ontology annotation, molecular function: GTP binding; calcium ion binding; GTPase activity. The record is from RefSeq and is a predicted model, not a curated record.